This is a messenger RNA of Coccinella septempunctata (seven-spotted ladybird), 1204 nucleotides long. Its product is annotated as gamma-glutamyl hydrolase-like. The coding region runs from base 130 to 1098 and encodes 322 amino acids. The record is from RefSeq and is a predicted model, not a curated record. Gene Ontology annotation, cellular component: vacuole. The transcript is spliced from 4 exons. Gene Ontology annotation, biological process: tetrahydrofolylpolyglutamate metabolic process. Lineage: Eukaryota; Metazoa; Arthropoda; Insecta; Coleoptera; Coccinellidae. Gene Ontology annotation, molecular function: gamma-glutamyl-peptidase activity.
GGCGGUUCGAUGACCAACAGCGCGCACAGAACGAAAAUAUCCAGCGUUCGAUAUUGAAACUAGCUCCGGAAUUAUUCCUGUCAACUAUAGCAGUGAAACUCAACGUGUGAAACCUGGUUGGGAGCAAAAAUGAGAUGGAUAUUUUACGUUUUCUGCCUUCUCUUGCGAAUCAACUUUUUGGGUGCUACAGAAACACCGAUAGUUGGAAUCCUGGCACUGGAGCCGUACGGUAUCCAGAAAUUUUAUCCCAACCUUCACAUCAGCAGUUACAUAUCAGCUUCAUACGUGAAGUUUCUUGAGAGCUCUGGAGCUAGAGUCAUUCCUGUUUGGAUAGGCCAAAGUUUGGAGUAUUAUGAGAGGGUUGUCAGGUUCACAAAUGGAAUGCUGUUUCCAGGAGGAGCAACUUACUUCAAUGAAUCGAAGGGCUAUGCAGAAGCGGCUAAGAUAAUAUUUCGGUUAGCCGAGGAGCUCAAUGAUAGGGGAAUCUAUUACCCUCUGAUUGGAAUUUGUUUAGGAAUGCAGGUAUUAGCAUUUGCCUCAGCUGGUGGAAAGGACAUUCGAAUUGGUUGUGACGCCAUGAAGGUGUCGCUCCCAUUGGAAUUCGACCCAAAUUACAGUGAAAGCAGGGUUUUCAAGGAUACACCAAAAGAGAUCCUGUCAGAUUUGAGGGAUAAGAACGUAACCUAUAACUACCACAAGUACUGUUUGACCGACGAAGUUCUCAAUGAUAAUAACCUCACUGACAUCUGGCGGAUUGUGACGAGAAAUGAUGAUAUUCACGGAAAAAAAUUCAUAUCCAUCAUGGAGCACAAGAAAUAUCCAUUUUACGGAUUUCAGUUUCACCCGGAAAAAUCAAAAUUCGAGUUCCAGGAGAGGCUGAUGAUUCCGCAUGACUUGUACAACAGGAGGGUCUCACAAUUUUUCGCCGAUUUCACCGUGGGGGAGUGCAGUAAGAACAACAACACUUUUCCGGAUAGGAACAUCGAGCAUAGGUCCCUGAUAUAUAAUUUUAAUGUCGUAUUGGGCCCCAUCAAUUGUAGUUAUUUGCAGCUUUAUUUAUUCACCGACAGUGAGCCUGCACAAUAUCAACUCGUCUGAGUUUUUAAGAACGAAAAUUAAACUGAUUUACAGUUUUGGUCUAACUGAAUCGACCGCUAUAUAUUUUCCAUGGCAACAUAACAGGAAGGUAGAUUUUUUUAAACGA